Loa loa (African eye worm) is the source of this 339-nucleotide messenger RNA. RefSeq lists its product as hypothetical. The coding region runs from base 1 to 339 and encodes 112 amino acids. The record is from RefSeq and is a predicted model, not a curated record. The transcript has a single exon. Lineage: Eukaryota; Metazoa; Nematoda; Chromadorea; Rhabditida; Onchocercidae.
AUGCACAUACACACACACACACACACACACACAUACACACAUACACGCGCACGCAAACACGUACACACACACACAUACGGAUACACACACGUAUACGCAUACACACACAUACACAUACUUACACACAUAUACAUAUAUACAUACAUAAACACAUAUAGACACGCAUACACACACACCCAUACGCAUGCACAUACACAUACACACAAAUGCACGUGCACACACAUACACACGCACACACAAACACGUACAACAUAUACACAUGCAUACACACACAUACACGUACCACACAUGCGUAUACACAUACACACACAUGCACACACACACAUAUGUGUGAGAUAG